Messenger RNA from Perca fluviatilis (European perch), 3793 nucleotides. It is a transcript of the gene dcaf6, whose product is annotated as ddb1 and cul4 associated factor 6. The record is from RefSeq and is a predicted model, not a curated record. Gene Ontology annotation, molecular function: protein binding. NCBI's taxonomy places the organism in Eukaryota, Metazoa, Chordata, Actinopteri, Perciformes, Percidae. The transcript has 21 exons. The coding region runs from base 322 to 3261 and encodes 979 amino acids. Gene Ontology annotation, cellular component: Cul4-RING E3 ubiquitin ligase complex; cytoplasm. Gene Ontology annotation, biological process: positive regulation of transcription by RNA polymerase II.
UUUAUCGCGUUGUUUGGACACAGCUGACCGCUGCCUGCUAGAAGAAAUAAACCAGGCUAGGCUAGCAGGACAGAUAGUUAGCAGCGCAUAGAGCAGCAGUACAGUGAAUGUAAACUCAUGAGGACAGCGGAGACAGGACAGGAGCGAGUCUUUCACCUCCAGCGAUGCAGACGUUGAGUGUCGCAGCCAGCUAACGUUAGCGCUGUCCCGACACACAGGGACUGAGCUCCAUGGCAAAACCCAAGCAACGAUAGAUAAAAGGCGACAUCAACAGGAACGGGUUAGCUUAGUUUCAAUGUUAUUGUUAAUUAAAGCCCACAUAUGGUCACAAUGUCCUGCUCUGGAAACCUGGUUUGGGAUGUAAAUAAACGUUUAAUUGGAUACAACGAGCCUAACACCAUCAGGACCAACUAUUUAGGUAGAAGAGAAUUUGUCCAGAGACUGAAACUUGAAGGGACACUGAAUGUACAUGAUGGCUGUGUCAACACUAUAUCUUGGAACGACACAGGUGAAUAUCUCCUGUCGGGGUCAGACGACACCUUUUUGGUUAUCUCCAACCCGUACAACAAAAAGGUCAAGAAGUCCAUACGUUCAGGUCACCGGGCGAAUAUCUUCAGCGCUAAAUUCAUGCCCCACACUAACGAUCAGGAGAUCAUCUCCUGCUCCGGAGACGGCAUCAUCUACUACACCAACACCGAGAAGAGUCCUGAGCACAACAGACAGUGUCAGUUCACCUGCCAUUAUGGAACAGCUUAUGAGAUUAUGACGGUACCAAAUGACCCCUACACGUUUCUGUCGUGUGGGGAGGACGGCACGGUGCGAUGGUUUGACCUCCGCACGAAGACCAGCUGCACUAAAGAAGACUGCAAAGAUGACAUCCUGAUAAACUGUCGAAGGGCAGCCACCUCUAUAUCCAUUUCUCCUCUGGUGCCGUACUACCUGGCUGUUGGCUGCUCUGACAGCUCAGUGCGGAUCUACGACCGACGCAUGCUGGGCACCAGAGCGACAGGUAACUACAUGGGCCGGGGGACGACAGGCAUGUGCGUGAGGUUUGUUCCCGCUCACCUGUCCAACAAGUCGUGUCGCGUGACUUCUCUGUGCUACAGCGAGGACGGUCAGGAGGUUCUGGUCAGCUACUCGUCCGAUUACAUCUACCUGUUCAACCCUAAAGAUGACCAGGCGCGAGAGCUGAAGGGCCCGUCUGAGGAGAGGAGGGAGGAGCUGAGGCAGCCUCCAGUGAAGCGCCUCCGUCUGCGAGGUGACUGGUCUGACACUGGACCCCGAGCUCGUCCUGAGAGUGAGAGAGAGAGAGACGGAGAGCAGAGCCCAAACGUGUCUCUGAUGCAGAGGAUGUCGGACAUGUUGUCUCGUUGGUUUGAGGAGGCCAGCGAAGCUCAGGGCAGCAGAGGAACUCGACCUCAGACACGAGCCAGAGGAACAGCUGUUGGUCCAGAGGGGGCCUCGAAUACUCCAGCUGCCCCUGCCGUUGGCUCCAGUCAGGAGUCCGGCGUCCCAGAGAGGCCCGUGGGCUCAAACGGCCCGGAGGUACCUGCUGGUCCUGUCGCCGCCGCUGCCGCCAUGCCUAAAUCCACUUCCUCUUCCUCCUCAGGGUCGUCAUCAACAGUCACAGCACCUCCUCCUUCCAGCUCCUCAUCAGUGGAGAGCUCGGCCCCUUCCUCCUCCCCCCUCACCUCCUCGCCUGACUCCGAGCAGAGGAGUCAGCCCGACACGGCCGGGACCUCCACCCCCACCCCCACCCCAACGCUCACGCCCACGCCAGAACCCACUCUCUCAGAGUACGGUCCUAAUCGGCUGCCCAUAAGUAUAGUGUGUAGGCGUUUGCAGAGGUUACUUCGGCUGGGCGACCCACCAGGACAGGGUCAGCGAGCUGCCCGUUCUUCUUCUUCCUCUGCAGCCCCUGAGAGACAGUCAGAAAGAGCUGCUACUACUGCUGCUGCCGCUGAGAUGCAUCCCCCUACAGAUUCCCCCUCAUCUGUGGUUAACAAACAGCUGGGAUCCAUGACUCUUGAUGAACAGCAGGGAGCAGCAGAAGCUGUAGGUUCACCUCCUGAUCAACCUGCUUCUGUACCAGUCAGCACCAGCGCUCCCACCACCUCCACCUCGAGCGGUACCAGUCGACCCAGCGGAGCAGAGCCAGUCCUCAGCCUACACUACAGUUCAGAGGGAACCACCACCAGCACCAUCAAGCUGGACUUCACUGAUGAGUGGAGCAGUAGCACAUCCAGCUCUUUGGGCAGUGGAGGUCCCAAAAUAUCUGAGGCUGUGGCUGCACAGAGCAGAGAGAGUCUGUCGACGGAGAUUUCAGUGUCAGAGCAACCUCCCUCUGUGUCCUCGGGGCAGCAGAUUGUCACGGCUGCCUCCACAGAGCCGCCAUGUGGCGCCUCCUGCUCCAGUGCUGCCGGCAGCUCGUCGGCUCAGGCCCCAGUGGCGAGCUCCUCUCAGGGGGACACUGUGACUUCUUCGGCGGUGGAGAGGAGUCAGCCGGAGGGUAUGGAGGACACUUCAGGAGGCUGCAGGAGAGCGGAGCCCAGAGCGGAGGAGGGAGAGGAGGGCCAGAGUCAGCCUGCCCGGGCCAACCAGGACUCUGAUGACAGUGACGACGAUCCUAUUCUCAUCCCAUCAACGAGGUUCAGAGGUCAGGGUCAGAGAUUAAAUUCCAGAGGAUCUGCAGUAGGAGAUAGGAUGAUCAGACGCUCAGCAGCCGCUCGUAUCCAGGAGCUGUUUCGCAGGAGGAAAGAACGAAGGGAGAUGGAGGAGAGCGAGACCCAGAAUAUCAGGAGACCCUCAGUCAAGAUGGUCUAUAAAGGCCACCGCAACUCCAGGACAAUGAUAAAGGAGUCCUGUUUUUGGGGCAACAACUUUGUGAUGAGCGGCUCGGACUGCGGCCACAUCUUUAUCUGGGACAGACACACGGCAGAGCACCUCAUGUUGCUGGAAGCGGACAACCACGUGGUGAACUGCCUGCAGCCGCACCCCUACGACCCCAUUCUGGCUUCUUCAGGGAUAGACUAUGAUAUCAAGAUUUGGUCGCCACUGGAACAGUCAGCAUCUUUCAACAGAAUCCUGGCUAAUGAGGUAAUAACUCGGAACGAGCUUAUGCUAGAGGAAACUAGGAACACAAUCACAGUCCCGGCUUCUUUCAUGCUCCGAAUGUUGGCCUCCCUAAAUCACAUCAGAUCAGAUCGACUAGAAGGUGAUCGCUCUGAAGGUUCAGGACAGGAAAAUGAGGAUGAGCAGUAGCCUGCUGGCAAUGUAUUUUAAAGAAAACAUUUUUUUCUUGCUGUAUAGCACUUGAAAAAAACCUGAGAUUUGUACAAGUAUAGUGUAGAAUACUAAUUAGUGUCAUUUCUAGCCCCCCUGUGUUUUUUUAAGAUGACUUUCUUACUGAUGUUUCUGUAUGAGGAUAAACUACAUCUGUGUGAAUGCAACAGGCAAGGAUGUCAGUAAAUAUAUAUUAAGUGUGAGAAUAAUGGUGGCUGGUGUGCAAGGAUGUUAAGUGCAAUAUUAUUUUGUUAGGAGAAAGUGAGCUUUGAUCAGUGUUAACGUGUGACAUUUUGAAUUUGUAGCACAAAGCUAAAAAAUGUUGAUGUCCUGCUCCGGCAGUUGCGCAUGUAAACAAGGACUUUAAGUAAAAACAUACUUGGAGAAUGCUUUAAUUUUAUUGUUAAAGAGAGAAAAAAAGAAGUUGUGGUUCUUCUCCCCAAAGGGACAUGCUAACAUUAUAACCUUUUACAUAAUUUGGAAGAAAUAAAUAAGGCUAUGUCAUCUCAAA